GUGCGCAUCUAUGCGUGUGUGCCUACUCAUCCUAUGUAUCUAUGUAAAACAAAUAGCUAUUUUUAGCAUUAUUCAUUGUGUAUGUGUCCGACAUAGCAACGAGUAUAUCUCCAACAUGAAUUACUCCUGAAGCCUUUGGGCCUUGGUUUUUGUUCAGGAAAAAGACUUGGUUGGUGGAAUGAGAUCCAUGGCCUCAUUAUCUUGAGGAGGAAGUGAGCAGUUAAGACGUAGCCAGUGCGUUUGGUUGUUUUUCUCAUAGUGUCAGAAGAGAAGUGAGUGAUGCAGAGAUAGAGGGUUGAGAGGACAGUUGCUUGAGGGAGAGAGGUACUGGAACUAAUACACCUGAGAGUGAAUCGACUGCAGAGGAUGUCACAUUCUGGACAGAUUAAAGAGUUGGUCGUCUAGCUGCCAGGAAUAUGACUGAGAACCAACUGGAACAUGAGCUUCUGCCAUUACCUCAGUCGUCAUUCGCUCAGCCUCCAGCGCCCGACCACCCCCAAGGUCCUCAUCAGAACCAGCUGCUUCAAGGCCUCGCCCAGCAUGAUAUCCCACUCCACCCACCAUCAGACUCAGACUCCACCACCCAGAACAGGCCCCGGCUCCCCGGCCAGAGUCCAAGGUGGACCAACCAUAGGAGGCUCAUUCUUCUUGUUCUCCUAGGUUCUUCGCUGUGGGCCAUCGUGCUGGUCCUGGUUUACUACAGUCAACAGGAUGUUAAGACACAAAGCAAAGAGAUCACGCCGACUGAGAAAGUCACUCAGUGUCUCUCCAAAGCUUGUCAGCGGGCCUCAGUCCGGUUAUAUACCUCUGUAGACCCCUUCAGCCAUCCCUGUGAUUACUUCUUGAUUACCUGUGGGUCUGACAGACCUUGGCCGACCACCAGGGGGAAAAAAAGAAGCGAAGGCCCUCCCCUGAAUUUACAGAGACAACCGAAAGGAGCAGAGAUGAGAACAAAGAAGAAAGAGAAGAAUCUGGAUGGAAAUAUGAAAGUAGAGGAAAUACUGGAUAGAAAGAAUGCAUUGAUGCGGUAUCUCCAAGAGGCUUUGGAAUCAAAAAGUAGGUCUGGUUCAGCAGUGCAGAAGGUCAAGGACUUCUACCGUUCCUGUUUGGACACCAAAUCCAUAGAGACUGCUGGGGUGGAGCCCUUCCUCACACUGGUGCAGCAGCUGGGAGGCUGGGGAAUAUCAGGUCAGUGGAACCACAGUGACUUCAACUCUACGCUGAAGGUUCUCAUCAGACAGUACGCCUCCUUCCCGUUCUUCAACCUCUAUGUUGGGAGAGACCCCAAUGAGAUCCUCCGUGGGACCGACCGGAAAUACAUACAGAUAGAUGAGCCUGAUCUGUUAAUCCCCAUUGCAUGGAACAACACGGCGCAGAAGUCCAUUGCUAAAACUCAGACCUUGUUCCCCUUCUUGGCAUUGUGCCAGAAGUACCUGGCUCUCCUUGGGGCUCCCUCUGGCAGCAACAUCGUCCACGUGGGCAUGUUCAUCUCUCUGUCCUCUGAGCUGGCCGUGGCCACGUCCCCCCUGUCCUACCGCCUGUUGAACGGACUUCUCUACCAGCGCAUCACCAUCAAAGAGCUGGCGAAUGAAGCUCCUGUCAUCGAUUGGCUGGGCUGCCUGCAGGCCGCCUUCCACCCCCACCCUGUUAGGCCAGAGGACCAUGUACUUCUGCAUAACCUCCCCUACAUUGUGCAGAUGUCCAAUGUUAUCCAGAAGUGGCUGACCGAGCAUGAAUUGAGAAGCAGUGGUCCAGUGCGCACCUUCAUGUUCCUCAAACUUUUGCAGACCUUCACACCUGCACUAGACUCCCGCUUCAGGGAGACGGAGAGGAGGUUUUAUCUGGCCUUGGGACACACUGUACCGUUCCGCGCUGGAAGCAUUGUAUCACGGAGACGGAGAAAGGAUUUGACACUGUUCUCCCCCAUAUUCUCACGGACAUGGCUACACAACGGAAGACUAUCCUUUUGUGAACAGGCAGAGGAGAUGCUUGAGAACAUAUUUUCAAUCUUCAAGACCAAAUUAAAUCAUCUUGAUUGGGGAGAUAACAACUCUCAACAGUCUUUGAUGAAAAAGGUCCACUCGCUCACACCAAGACUCUGGACUCAAACUGAGAGCAAAAGAGAAUCUGAACUUGACCUACUUUUUUCAGAGGUGAAUAUUAGCACACGCAGCUACUUCUCUAACUACAUCCAGCUGCUUGAUUUGCAGCGACAGAGGCGCAACCGCCUCUUCAACCAGACCCAAGAGGACGACAUUUUUUCUGUCAGACCAUUCCACUCUGGCAAUGAGGUUAUAUUUCCAAUGGGAAUGUUUGUCCCUCCAUUUUUCCACGCAACCUAUCCCAGGGCCAUGAACUAUGGUAUUUUAGGUAUCUUUAUUGCCAAAGACAUCUUUCAUCUUCUUCUACAAGACGACCCCUCUCUGAGCGAGGCGGGGACAGCGAUGGCCGAGUGCGUGUGGGCCCACUACCUCAGCACCACCGGGAGGGCCGGCGGAGGUAACGCCACGGUGCUCUCUGCGGUGCAGCGGCGGGAGAUCUGGUUGCAGUAUUCUGCUCUGCAGGUGGCGUUUCAGGCUUAUCAGCAGAGUCUACAGAGACAGCCCGAGGAUAGUGCUCUAUUGCAUCUCUCUCUCACACACCUGUUCCUCACUUCAUUUGCCCAGACGUGGUGUCCCUCUUUCAGGUUGACUGUGAUACUGAGCUAUAUGGUGACUCCAUGCCUUUGGAGCCCUCCUUCAUGAUAACGGUCCUCUGCUCCACCUCCACACUGUGCCCUGCAGCACUGGAGUGCCCCUCAAAGACUCAACUACAUUCAUUAAAAGCAUGUUUACCGCAUUCUUCUUAAGGUCAACACAAAUGAUUCUCUGAUGCAAUGCCUUACUUUAUGUUUGCUGCUGAGAAUGUGAUAAUUAUUAAUGAUUGCCUAAUAUGUCAGACUAUAGGUAUAAAAGAAUAAUGACUACUUGGAUAUCUUCAAAUGUUGUAUAAUCUGUUUGCAGUUCAAGAAAAAUGUAUUUACUUUAUUAGAAAAGGUGAACUCUACGCUGUUUAAUUAAAUGGCAGGCCUAGUUAGGCCUAUUUGUUGUUUUACAUAUCGCUGCUUGGGAACACUGAUGGAAUUAUUUUUCAUUAAAAAGCACCAUAGCAACGGUUGUUUGUGUUUGUUACCAUAUCUAACGGUAUUUCAAACCGUCAAUUCAGUUGCUGCCUGUCCUUGCUGCCGGUCGUUCCUGGGAGUCUUCUACAUUGUUUUAAUGAUGGCAGGAGUGAAAUCGGCCCGCAAGGUCAGCACUACCAUGACCAAAAGGUCUAGAAAAACUGUCCGUCUCACCCCGAAAGGAGUCACGGAAAACAAGAAGAAACCACGGAAGACCACACCGAAGAGAUCGUCGAGCCCGCGGCGGAGAGCGGUUAGCUCUACCCGGGGGGGGGGCCUCCUGAAGGCAGGGCCUCAACGUAACGGUCCCCUGCGGAAACCAAGAUCUACCAUUAAGAGGAGAACCAACAGAAUGAAGGGGGUCUCCAAAAUUGCACUGCAAAAGACUCCGGUUCGUGUCUCAAAGGCCAGGUCCAAGGCCAGGUCCAAGGCCUCCAAGAUAGCGGGGGGCGGGCGGCGUCUGCCCGGGCUGCCACAGCUCAUCCGCCGCGCCGCGCUGCAAUGCGCGCAGCGCGGCGGCAUCACCAUGGCAGCGCUCCAGCACGUGCUGGCCAACGGGGGGUAUGACGUCAGUAAGAACAACGCCCGCGUGAGAAUGACCCUGAAGGGGCUGGUCGGAAAAGGGACCCUUCUACAAAGAGCCGGGUCCCGCUACAAACUCAACACGGGGGCAGGUGAGAAGAAGACAGCCGUGAGAACUACUAAACGCGCACGAUCUCGUCGCAGAAGUGGGAAAGCUAUCAAAGCUUCCAAACCAGCAAGAAAGUCAACCCCACCCAGAAAGCCAGCCAAAAAGUCCCCCACUAAAGUCAAGAAGCAGGCAGGCAGGCCGAAGGGCAGAAAACCAAUGCGAUCGACCAAGGCAAAGAAACCAAGAGCCCGUAAAGGAAAGACCACUCAGAGGGCUCGUAGGUCCAAAAGCUGUUAACCAGCUGACUUCUCAAUGUAAAAGAAAACAAUAAAAAAAUUUGCAGUUGAA
Messenger RNA from Gadus morhua (Atlantic cod), 4139 nucleotides. RefSeq names its product Kell metallo-endopeptidase (Kell blood group) (gene kel). The coding region runs from base 417 to 2744 and encodes 775 amino acids. The transcript is spliced from 20 exons. Gene Ontology annotation, cellular component: plasma membrane. The record is from RefSeq and is a predicted model, not a curated record. Gene Ontology annotation, molecular function: metalloendopeptidase activity. Lineage: Eukaryota; Metazoa; Chordata; Actinopteri; Gadiformes; Gadidae. Gene Ontology annotation, biological process: protein processing.